GCUUGCUCGUUGGGCCAAGUUUAGUUUUAGAACACCAAACAGCCCUGUAUUCAUUUAACUAGUUUUCUCUGUUGAGAGCUUGAGAUAACUCCUUUAUUUUAUGAUUGUUACCAAACAUCUGCCUAAUUAUCUUGGAGUCCCUCGUCUCAAGCCACGGAGCCAUCAUCAUGGGUAUCUUACGUUCGUUCAUCCUCGCCGUUUCUCUUUUGGCGUGUUUUCUCCUCUCUGAGGCUUCUGUUAUUUGCGAUGACGAUCUGGUGUGCGAGCACGGUGUCGUUGACGAGGAGAAUUGUGGAUGUCGUUGUAGCAGUGGAUGGUGGGGAGAUCGAUGCGACGAUAAGUGUAUAGAUGACCGAGGUGAAAACGCGUGCAAAGGAUAUGCACAUCUCUGCAACAACACGCAAUAUUCGAAUUUCGUUCGGAAAAACUGCGCCGCCACGUGCGAGUUCUGUGAAAAAUUUGGGCCCGGCUCCGAAGGUUUUAUUUGUGAUCUUCGAUGCUCCGAACCGGGAGGAACGGUUAACGCAGUAACAUGUACGUGUGAAUGUGCGAGUGGCUGGUUUGGUGAAUUCUGCGAGGAUAAGUGUGAGGAUACGUCUUCAAACUGUCAGAAGUGGGGCGUGGAACAAUGUGCUACGUCACAAUCAGUUAUUCGUCGUUGUCCCGCUAUGUGCGGGGUUUGUGAGGAAUUCGGUCCUGGAUCUCCAGGAUUCGUUUGUUUAAAGGACUGUGUCAAUGGUGGAACGUUAAUCGAUACAGAGCAUGAAUGUCGGUGCUUGUGCGCUAAGGGCUGGGAAGGAGAUCAAUGCGAAGUCAUGUGCAAGGACAGCGUCAAGAAAUGUCAAUAUGACGUCAACAAGCUAAACGGAGGCUCAUACUACCGAUAUGACCAGUGUUUCAGUGAACCCUAUGUUUAUGAUAAAUGUCACGAAAUGUGCGGAAGAUGUGAGAGUUUUGGGCCGGGGUCUCCUGGUUUUACAUGCACUCUGUCCUGUCUCAACAAUGGUACACUAAUCAACAAUGCAACUCAUUGCUACUGCCAGUGUACAGACAAUUACAUCGGAGUCAGAUGCGAAGCUGAAUGCAGAGAUCUAAAGAAGCGUUGUGGACGGACUCGGGCUUCUGACUGCCACAACCCGGACUAUAUCCCUUACAUGAAACAAAACUGCCCUGUCACAUGCGGACUUUGUCAUGAAUUGGACACAAGCUGGGGUGACUAUUUUCUUGCAAAUGUCGAGACACCACGGAGCGCUGACGAACUCCUUGAGGAGAGAGCCCUCAACGGCAAUUAUCGAUCUCAUCUUGGUGAGGGCAUCGAGGUGGUGUUUCUAAUAGAUAAUUCAGGUAGUGAAGGAGCCGAUUAUUUUGAAGUCAAGCGUGCAAUGCUACGUCAGUUCAUAGAUCGACUUGACUUUGCCACAGAGGGAGGCAUUCGCCUUCUCUUCACCACUUUCGCUUACACCAUCCGAGUGAAGAAUAAUCUCUAUGACAUCAUCGCGGGUUCAAAGGAGUCGGCUCUAGGUUCCCUCCAAGAGAUUUCAUUCGAGGGUGGAGAAACUCGCCUUCGUUUGGCACUGCGGACUGUCAUGAACAACAUCUUCGCGCAUUCCCGGACCAACGCACGUCAGGUUCUGUACAUCAUGACAGACGGCCUGUUUGCGGAAAACGACUUCCCGGAGUCCAGCGCCUCCAAGCUACAAAAAAGGGGCAUAGAGGUUUUCGCAUUGCCGACCAACGAGUACUAUGAUGACGAUACUCUGGCAGCUCUCACAAGCUAUGCUGUCAAUCACGUUGUCUUUGUCAAAGAUGCAGACGACAUCCCAUUGCCUUAUUAACGUCAUCCACCUCUUAAAGUUCGAGGGUUUACAUGGUAUCUACAAACAGAUCUUAUGAUUUAUCCUCUAAACUUUUCCAUUAGCCAUACUGUCCCACUAGAAAUUGAUUACAGUGGAUUGUCUUAUGAAGUCCUUGAUCUACACAUUCAAAUUUCACUAUGUUGUAAUCAGCAUUUUAAAAAAAGUAAGUAGUGUAAUUACAUGUAUUUUGUGGAAGUGUCAUUUGGUGGUAAGAGGAUGUACGUCAACCACCUGUAUAAUUAUUUUGUAGAUACAAUUUUAGGUUAUACAUACUUUUGAACUGGAUUGACAUCAAUGACAACAGUAAAGUGCAUCAUGCCACCAAAGGAAACCAAUGAUUUAUUAUUAUUAUCUAAAGCACUACAACAGUACAUUUAACUCCAUUUAUGUAAUAUGAAAUAAAAAGGUCAGUCAUUAAAGAGCAAUGAAGAGUUUGAAAUUUCAUUAGCAAUGUCAAAUAUGCUGAAUAAUUAAAGAUUGCAUUACGAUACGACGGCCCUGUUUUGAGUUCUAUGUCCAUUUCUUAUGUUACACAUCAGGACCCCAUCUGACAAAGAGUUGUGAUUGAUCCAAUCAACCACAACUAUGGAUGGCAAGCAACGUCAAAAUAUCAAAUGCAAAUU
Molecule: messenger RNA, 2479 nt
Organism: Lytechinus variegatus (green sea urchin)
Lineage: Eukaryota; Metazoa; Echinodermata; Echinoidea; Temnopleuroida; Toxopneustidae
Product: multiple epidermal growth factor-like domains protein 10
Exons: 16
Coding region: 168-1835 (555 amino acids)
Source: RefSeq, a predicted model, not a curated record